UUAAAGACUAUUCGAGUUUUCAUGAAGUGACGUGGAGAUGCCGUUGGCCUUGCUAUAUAUUCGUGCAUGAAGUUGAUCAUGAGGCAGCACCAGACCAUUGUCUCCCAACAAAAGCAUCAGCUCUGCAACCUCCUCUCAAACACUCCUCAACCCCUGCUUUUCCCAUCGAAAAUGGCGGAAGCAGUGCUCUUCAACCUUGCAACUGACAUACUGAAAAGCCUCGCCACUGAAAUGGCGAAACGUGGAGGCUCCUUCGCUUCUCAGAAUAUCCAGUUACUCUGCUGUGCCAAGGACGAGCUCCAAAGCCUUGAAGACACCGUCCGGACCAUCCAAGCUGUGCUUUUGGAUGCUGAAAGACAGCAAUGGCACAACAAUGAGCUCAAGCUCUGGCUCAAGAGGCUCAAGGAUAUGCUGUGCGAGUUACAGGAUUUGCUCGACGAUGUCGCAACCGAAGAUCUGAGGUGGAAGGUCACUUCUGGCAACAAGAUGUUGAAAGCAGUACGCAUUUUCUUCUCUAAAUCAAAUCAGCUUGCACACCAUCUCAAAGUGGCUAAUAAGAUUCAGGAACUUAGGAAGAAACUGGUUCGGCUUAAAAAUGAUAGGGAGUUCAAUUUGGAGCGGCAUCUGAGUGAGGCAACUCUUUCUAUUGUGAGGAGGACAACUCACUCUUUUGCGCGCGAGGAAGAAAUAAUUGGUAGAGAAGAGGAUAAGAAGAAGAUAAUCGCACAUUUGCUUGAUUCCUCCUCCAGAGAGAGUGUGUCGGUUGUUUCCAUCGUUGGUAUAGGAGGACUUGGAAAAACCGCGCUUGCUGAGCUGGUAUAUAACGAUGAUAAGGUGAACGAUUAUUUCGAGCUUAAGAUGUGGGUGUGUCACGGGGAUCCUAAAAUCUUUGAUGUGGAUUUGAUCAUCAAAGACAUAUUGAAGUCUGCCCAAGACGAGUGUCGAGAGGAUCCUGAGAUGAGGAGAGAUCUGCAAGACCUUGAGAAAAAAUCUAAGGACCAGUUGCAAAGGCUCCUUCGUAAGGUACUAGACGGGAAGAAAUACUUGCUUGUUUUGGAUGACUUGUGGAAUGAAGAUCGCCUGAGAUGGUUGGAGCUCCAACCUUUGCUAAUAGGUGGUUCAUGGGGGAGCAAGAUACUCGUAACCACCCGCAGUAAAUCAGUUGUCCACGCUGCAGAAGCGAAAUCAGUUAUCCAUGUUCUACGUGGCUUAUCUGAAGAUAAGUCGUGGGAUUUAUUCAAGAAAAUGGCUUUUGGAGAUGGGGAACAAUCAUUUGACCCAGCGCUUGAGAAGAUAGGUCGAGACAUUGUUAAAAAAUGCCGCUGUGUUCCCCUUGCCAUCAAAACUGUAGGCAGCCUUUUAUACAACAAAAAGGAAAAUGAGUGGCUGUAUUUGCAAGAGCAUGAACUUUCAAAAAUAGAUAAGUUGGACCAUGGUUUUAUGGAAGUCCUCAAGUUCAGCUACAAUCAUCUUCCGUCAUGGUUAAAGCAUUGUUUUGCAUAUUGUGCUUUGUUUCCAAAGGAUUUUGUCUUUGAUAAACAUACAAUGAUACAGCUUUGGAUGGCACAAGGCUUUAUUGAGUCAUCGGACGCGAACAAGGACCUAGAACAAAUCGGGGAUAGUUAUGUCUCGGACCUACUGUGUAGGUCAUUCCUUGAAGUUGAACAGGUCCAUCCUUCCACAGGUGAGGUGACAGCAUUCAUGAUGCACGAUCUCAUGCACGAUCUUGCCUUGGCAGUCGCAGGAGAUGAGUGCAAGAUGUUUAAUCUCAAUGAAGGAGGCAUCGCUAGAGGAAUCCGACAUGCAUCAUUUGUUUCACAAUCGUUCUCGCUACAGGAAAUGACCUCUCUACUUGAAGAGAGCAAUCUACGAACAUUUCUCUAUAUGAACAGGAGAACAUUUGGAGAGCUAUCGAUCCAAAAUGAAUAUCAGGCAAAUCUCUCCAAGUUUAGGCAUUGCCGAGCGUUGGGUUUUAGCGAUGCAAAUUUUUGUAUCCCUCCCUCCUUGGGAAGUCAAUUGAAACACUUAAGAUUUCUUGAUCUCUCUGGCAAUAGAUUCAUUGAGAGUUUGCCAGAUUCAAUCACGGAUUUAUUGCACUUGCAAACCCUUAACCUCUCUGGUUGCCUUCAACUUAAAACACUUCCAAGAGAUUUGAGGAAAUUGGUCAACCUUAGACACCUCUUAAUUGAUGGGUGUUCCUCACUGAGCCACAUGCCAUGCGGGUUGAACCACUUGUCUUUGCUUCAUACUUUAUCCCAAUUCACCUUAUCAAAGAUGGACCAUAAAGUACCCGGUGGUGUGGGGAGUGUAGAUGAACUGGGUGAGUUAAACAAAUUGGUUGGGUCCAUUACUCUUCAAAAGUUGGAGUUCCUUCAACUGGCACCAAAUAAAGGUUACUUGAGGGAGAAGCAACAUCUCCGUACCUUGGAGCUAGAGUGGUCGACGGAGCAGCAAGACGACAAAAGCGAGAGUGAUGAAUUGAUCUUGUGGGAGAACCUCAGACCGCACCCAAAUCUAGCCGAUUUGAACAUAUCCUCUUAUAUGGGUAGGAGUCCGCCAAACUGGCUUUCCUCCACCAAGAAUCUUGUUGAGCUCACACUCUUGCAUUGUAAAGGAUGGAAGUACUUGCCAUCUGUGAGUGAACUCCCUUCCCUUAGACAGUUGGCUCUCGUUUCUUUGGAUGCAUUGGAGUUUGUUCAAGAGAUAAGUGACCCAACGCAAUCUAAUACUGCAAGCCCCUUCUUCCCAUCUCUGGAGAAACUGCACCUCUACCACUGUGGCAAGCUAAAAGGAUGGUGGGGAAGAAGGCAACUGGUGGGAGCAGAUCAAGAUUAUCUCCAGUAUGAUUCUCAAUCAUCAUUCUCAAAACUUUCAUUGAUGGAUAUAUCCGAUUGUCCCCUUCUGAAUUCCGUGCCACUGUUCCCCUGGAUAGAAACGUUGCGAAUAGAUGGAGUUAGUGCGAAGCUAUUGGUACAACAAGUGAUGGCCUUUCAAAAUGCUACAUCAGAAGGAGCAGUAGUUUCCACGUCCAUCCCUCUCUCUAAAGUAAAUGAACUAGAUUUUUCGGGUGGGGUGGAUCUGGAGCACUCGUUGCUUGAGAGUGUACUUCGGUUCCUCGGUAAUCUCGAGUACAUGAGCCUUUCCUCGUGUCUCAAACUAAGUUGUCUCGCUGGCUUGCAGUACCUAUCCUCACUCCAGCAGCUCGAACUUUUGGGUUGUAAAGAGCUCGAUUUGUCGAGCCACAACGACGAGCAUGGCACCCAGUGGCGAUCCCUCGUGAAUCUCCGCCAUCUUAUAUUGGCACAACUUCCAAAACUCGUGGCAUUACCCGAGGGAAUUCAACAUGUCACCACUUUACAAUAUCUUGAGGUUGAUCGCUGUAAGGAACUGAAGAGUUUGCCGAAAUGGAUUGGAAAUUUCUCCUCGCUCCAUGAGCUUGAAAUUUAUGACUGUCCAAGUUUAAUGUGUUUGCCUGAUGGGAUGCGCCGCCUCACCUCCUUGAAGAAAUUGAGAAUCACUGGAUGUCCUGCUCUGGAAGAGAGGUGCCAAACGGAAAGCGGUGCGGACUGGGAAAAGAUUGCGCACGUUCCAUGCUUAUCAUUUGAAUCACGUGACUAUUGCCCCAAUUACAUUGAGGAUGAUAUGUCCUCCUAGUAUGUUAUUUACGAAUCGUUGCGUUUGAACCUAACCACUGCUGUGCGGCACGAGUGAUCAGCUCUCCACAGAGUCUUAAGGACAUUGCUGGGACCAUUCGGUCGGUGCUUUUAAACGCCAAGAAGCGACAAUGGCAAUCGAAUAUUUUAGUUGAGUCGAAUAUUUUCCCUCAUAAAUUUCUUCUUCGGUUGUUUUGCACACUUGUAUAGUUGGGUUUGUAAUAUGUAUUGUGAUUGGAAUACUACUUGUUUGUGUAUGAAUGGACGCUGUACCUUUACUCAAUAAAUCCCGGU
This is a messenger RNA of Syzygium oleosum, 3947 nucleotides long. Its product is annotated as putative disease resistance protein RGA3. The transcript is spliced from 2 exons. Gene Ontology annotation, biological process: defense response to other organism. NCBI's taxonomy places the organism in Eukaryota, Viridiplantae, Streptophyta, Magnoliopsida, Myrtales, Myrtaceae. Gene Ontology annotation, molecular function: ADP binding; protein binding. The record is from RefSeq and is a predicted model, not a curated record. The coding region runs from base 67 to 3654 and encodes 1195 amino acids.